AUCAGCUCCGUCAGUUCGCGCCGUCGCGCCCAAACUGUUUGUAAUAUUUCGUUUAUCGGUGAUAAUAAAGAUCGCGAAAUCAUGAAGCUACUCGUACUCUCCGUCUGCCUGCUGGCGACAGUCAUGAUCACUAGUGCCAAUACUGUAGCCAAUUUGGCUUUGCAUGGCUCUAAGCUAUCACCAGAAGAAGUACAACAAUGUUAUGAGAGCACGAAUUUAAAGGAAGACGAAUUAAUUACAUAUGAUGAGAUAAAGAAUGGCACCUACGUUCAAAACCCUGAAAGGGCGACGAAAAACGGUUGUUUCUCAGCGUGCAUACUAGAGAAGCGAGAGUUGAUUGUUAACGGAGAGAUUCAGAAGGAUAAAUUGUACGCUAAAGAAGCGCAUGCUAAUUUAAAUCACGACGUCCGAGGCGCAAUACACGCAGCUGUUAACCGUUGCGUCGAAGAAGUUAAAACAAAUCCAGAUCUGUGUGAUAAAUCUCUUUCGCUGCUCGUAUGUCUCUCAAAGAAGUUCAUUUAAUUUUGCACAGCUGGUUAAUUCGACUCAGCACAGCUGAGUUGAAUUCUAAAUGUACGAAUAAAUCAUGAGUUACCACAAAUCAUGAUUACAACGUUAAAAGAAAACCGAAGAAACGAAAAAAAAAGGGUACA
Molecule: messenger RNA, 653 nt
Organism: Dinoponera quadriceps
Lineage: Eukaryota; Metazoa; Arthropoda; Insecta; Hymenoptera; Formicidae
Product: pheromone-binding protein Gp-9-like
Exons: 5
Coding region: 82-522 (146 amino acids)
Biological process (GO): social behavior
Molecular function (GO): odorant binding
Source: RefSeq, a predicted model, not a curated record